Messenger RNA from Penaeus vannamei (Pacific white shrimp), 789 nucleotides. NCBI's taxonomy places the organism in Eukaryota, Metazoa, Arthropoda, Malacostraca, Decapoda, Penaeidae. The record is from RefSeq and is a predicted model, not a curated record.
AUGAAAAUUGGGAACCCAACGUCCUCUCCUCCCCCUUCUCUGGUCGUCCCAACGAAGGAAGACGACUCCCCGACCUGCACGACAACAGCAGCAGGGCCCACGGGACGCGCGGGACCCCUGGGCCAAGUGCGGGGCGACCUCACGUGCACGAACAGCACGUGCAUCUGCCCCGAGUACGUGGCCGGUGCUUUCGCCGUGAGACUGUCCGACUGCACCUACAGUGAAACCGGCAACAGGUGUGACUGCGAAUUCUUCAACUUCACUUUGCUACUGCUGUAUGGCUUGGCUGUAUUUCUGGUCCUGCUGCUGAUCGUCUUGAUAAGACUUCUCGUAAGAUACUGCUCCAGAACAACCGUGGUGACCUCGCCAGCAGAAUCUUACUCAACCAAGAAUCAGGCCACAACACAACGCAAUCACGUGACUCGUCCUUCAACAGCAAGUCAAGGCAACCAGUCAUAUGGCCCCCAAACCGAGAUCCCAGGCCAAAUAGCCAUCACAGCCGAGGAACUUCCCUCCCCCGACUUCUACUACCCUCCUUCCCACGUGAAUCGCCGCGCCUCCCUCCCGAAACUGGUCUCGUCCUUGGAGCCGCAAGCACCUGAAGAAGUCACGAGUCCCACAAGCCCCAUGCGCCCUUCAACGGCAGGUCCUCGCAGUGUCUCCUUGGCGCCGCCCAUGUUCCCGGGAGACUACAGAUUCAGCCCUGUGGAAACCGUGCCUCGGAGACCCCACGUGCUGCCGCCGCUAAGGACUUCCACUCGGCCGCCCAAGCUGUCAGACAUUCCUUGA